GUCAUUAAGGGGUGAUGGUGGGUCCCGCAGCCAGACCAGUUGAGAACCACUGCUGAAGAGUGCUGCAGGGAUCAUGUAUUUUUGUCGGGCAGCCCCGGAAGUUCGCGUCACACUGGUUCCAGUGGUUCAACAAAAACUAUUACUAAAUUAUUGCAGAAAAUAAGCUCUGUGGCAAACUCAAGUAUUUGCAUUCGGCAGAUGUGAAAAGCUAACGUCAGGCACCCCAGCAUCACUCUAUACGCAACAGGCCCAAAAACAAACAUGGCACCAUCUGGUGAAUCCGAGACUUCUUCUCUAUCUGUUGUUGCAGCUGUAUGAGCACAAAGUUCCUCUCAGAUCUCUUACGAACAUGGUGCUAUUAUUGAUGGAAAACCUCUCCAUCCUGUGAAAUGCGAUCUCUUCUCCCCACACGCUCAGCUUUAAGUGAAAUGUCGUUAUUGAUCUAUUUUUGAAAUACGUCUUUUCAUCAUAUCAUCCUUCCUUCUAUAAUACAGGACAUCAGUGUCUGCCACAGACUUCGCUUUUAUACACACAACACACACACACACACACACCUUUGGCCAUCAUCCUUAUAGGUAGAGUAUUCAUCUACAUGCAAUAUUAUGAAAGGGAUACUUCAGGAGUCACUCACAACCUAAAGUCCACCCCAAAGGACUAUCACACAAAACUACUUUUCAAGCCUCAUGUUUGAAUAAACAAAUAUGAGUUACAACUCAUUUGCAUACUCAUUUGUAUUAGUCAUGAGAAACACCUUUCUUCAUCCUCCCAUAUUCAAAUCAAAGUGUCCGUGUGUGUGUGUGUGUGUAUGUGUCUAAAAGAGAAAGAGAGAGAGAGAGAGAGAGAGAGAAAGAAUUUCCAUAAUUUUUUUCUGUGACAGGAGACUCACAAGUUAGCCAUUAGCUUCUGUAUGACAUGCACUAGGCUUUCAGGAAACUACAACGUAAAAUCAUUUGCGUCAUCAUUAGACGUUGCAGAGAAAAGGCUUCAGGAUUGUUAUGACGAAGUUUAAAGUCCAGACAAGGACACAGGACAUUUAAACCAGGAGACCGGUGUGCGUGUUUCAGUGUUUGUGAUGCAUUUUCCGUGCUUAUGUUACAUUGUUUUCGCGUUACUUGGUUUACUUACUUAUUUUAAGCCCAACUACUUCUCCUAACUAAGUGGUUUUGCCGCCUGAACAUGACCGAGUGUUUUUGCUUGACUUCACGACGUUAACCGUGUGUUUACUGCGACCGUGCUCGUGCGGCUACCCAGUGCGUUACAAAGUGAUGCCAAGUUGUCUGAGAAAGCGCCAGCAUGUGACAAGUGGGAACGAGAACGUGUUGCAAACACGUGCAGCGUGAGUCAGACCGACUUCAGAGCUGUUCUGUCAAACGGUGAGCACUUCUGGCGUGUCUGCUGCGCAGAUGUUCCCAUCCCUCUGGAUCAGGGGAAAGACAUUUGUUAAUUAAACCAUUUGUCUAACUAACUGAAUUGGUAGAAGGAUGUUGUACUCACACAAUUUGUGCAUUAAUAAUAUUCAUUUUCAAUAAAAAUGUUUCCACUUUUUGGAGUGUACUGUGUUCCUCCAUAACAAGAGGCAUCAAGAGGUACAAAGGAGGGGGGGGAAUUCCUCCCAUGAUUCAAUACAUGAGUCAUGUGGUAAUAUAAGCUUUUUUUGAGCCUAUGACUCUUUGUACUUGCACACAACACGCAUUACAUCAGAUGUCGACAUGCCGGAGGACAGUACCACAAUGUAUUGCCACCAACUUUUUGUCUGCGUCAGUGCCCUUUUUCUAUUAAGUUACACACUCUAUUUCUGAGUCUCUAAUGGUAAAUUUAUAUCUAAUGGAACCCCGAGGGAAAAACGUCUGUUACUGUAGGAACGGCUGUCCUGCAAUGUGUUCGUAGUGGCUGUAAAUGUCUUUUUCUAACACGACAAAUUGGCGCUUGGUAGAUGUUAACCUGAAAUAGAGAAUCAGACUGAAUUAGAGACUCACACUUCUCAGACUGCUGCAGUAACUGCUGCAGUACAUUUAACUCAAAUUUAAUUUAAAUGCUCAAUAAAAAGUUAGAUGCAUAACUUAACGUAAAAAAAGAUCGUUUUAGAUCUUGCGCUCUUGCACAUAAGUAAUUUGCUUUCUCCGAUUCAUUUCAAAUUGAGUAUCCUGACUUUCUUAACAGCUUAUAGUGCAGCAGAAGUAAAGCAAACACGCAGCAUAAAAUAGGAUUUGUGACAUGUGCAUUAGUCAUAUUGUUGCAGAGUUUUGUUUUCCCCUUAAACUGAGUAGACACUACACUCACAUCUAGGUCAUGUGGUCCAGCAGGGAGAGCAAAGCCCCCAGUGUAACACUUUGUUUUUACAUGAUUAAGAUCAGAGCCACUGGGGCUACUGCCACUGCAGUCACAGUCUGAUUUAAAUGAUGGGCAGAUCUCAGUUUAAUGUACAAGCAGAGAAACUGGUGGUAGGCUAUAACACUCAUUAUUUAAGAAAAUAGGAGCGUUGUAAGUGACAGAGGUGACAGCUCAAUUCUUUGUGGAAGUUAAAAGAAAAACAUUCUCAGUUGAGCUAGGUCCCAGAAUCCUUUGGUCCAGACUCAAAUAUCUCAACAACGAUUGGAUGGUUUAUAUAAAGAUUCAUGGUGCCCUGAGGACGAAUCCUCCUGAUGUUGGUGUUCCCCUGAGCUUUAAAGCUACUACAAGAAACUUUAAUUUUGUGUUGAAUCUGGUGGCCCCUGUGGAUGAAAGUGGUAGUGCGGUCCCUGACGAUGAAAUUGGUAGUGCGGUCCCUGUGGAUGAAAGUUGUAGUGCGGUCCCUGACCAUGAAAGUGGUAGUGCGGUCCCUGUGGAUGAAAGUUGUAGUGCGGUCCCUGACGAUGAAAGUGGUAGUGCGGUCCCUGUGGACGAAAGUUGUAGUGCAGUCCCUCAUGAUGAAAGUUGUAGUGCAGUCCCUGACGAUGAAAGCUGUAGUACGGUCACUGUGGAUGAAAGUUGUAGUGUUUCCGACCACCAGAUUCCCUUUAGAACACCUUUAAUUUUACUUCAGCAUGGUCUGAGAGUCUGCCCCACGCAUUGCUGGUUCUCCCGUUCCUCCCAGCAAUCCGGCCUUGGUUUCUAGCAGUGUUUUCCAGCGAGGCGAGAAGACAUUGCUGCCGGGCGCUGAGCUCUCCACCUCUCGCUGGGACUCCAGUUCGAAGGCGGCAGCGAAGCUGGAUCCGGGUCUGUCCGCGACGGGCUGGCCAAUGGCUGAGGCCGCGCUGGAGUCUGAGCUGAAGGAGUUUUUGAUGAACCUGCAUGAUUUCAUCUGACUUUGGGCGGAAUCCAAACCGAUGACAGGCAUUAAGAGGAACUAUAUUUAAAUAGCCAGACCUCUUGCUGAUGGUCUUAUGAUACUUAUGUAGGUCAUGUAGAGGCAUCACUUUAAAAUUGAGACUAUUUCAUAAUCAGUUAAGCUCCUCAUAGUAACUUUAAUCCAGAGCCAUCUUUAGGUUGAAAUUUUAAUUUGUCCAGUACUUUGGUUUGACGAAAUACCUGCAAACUUGAUGACAUUCCCAUCAACCCCAGAUUGUUUUUGUGUUGUACAAUAAAUAUUGCACGACCUGUUCAGUGCAUAAUUAACUGAAACAUCACUGAAAUAAACUAAUCUCAGUCAUGGGCGUGAGGUGAGACCAGUUUAUUGCCCUCGAGAUGACCCAAACCCUGGAUUGUUCGCAACAGAGCAGCAGGAGACGAAUCCUAAUAUUUUUGUAUCCGGCACGCAAACAACAGAUGUCUUUUUUGAGUUGAGCUGAACAUUUUCCAAGUCACUGUUGUUCUGCAGACAUCAAAGUUAAAAGCUAAAUUAGCGGUAGGACCUGAAGGGAUGGGUUGGAUUUGUGUGGGCUAUGAAGGGAGGGAGAGGUGGGGUGAUUUGGCAGUUAUGAGAUUACAUUCCUGUACGUUGUUGCAUUAUUCCACCUGAGGGCUGUUGUGUUAUGAAACCAGUAAAGAUAAUGUUGAAAAAAAUAAAGUCUGAAGCUCAGUUAACAUUUCAGUUUUCAAAAACUGUCGUAAAAAAUAAACAGAAUUCUGGAAUUACUUAGGGGACAUCCGCAUCAUUUAAUUACGACCUUCGGUUAGAGAAGCACAACAAACUUUUCUUAUCCCCCUCUUUACAUCGUUGUUGAGCUCUGAGACUUAGAAGUGACAGGAAUAUUUUAUUUCAAAGUGAAUGCCUUCAUCUUCUGUACUGAAUUGUCUCUUCAAUGGGUCGUCUGAGGAGAGGGUGGAGAGUUUCAUUUGUUGGAAUCUUCAGUGAGUUCAGAAAAGAGUCCUCCCUCUCUAGAAUUCUUUUUAUUUAUUUUUUUAAAAUUUUUUUUCUCUUCUUUCCUUUUUAUUUUUAAUUUUUUAAUUUUAUUUAUUCUUGAUCCCUUCUCUGACCUUCUGUUCUCAAUCUCUUCCUCCUGACAAGGCUUCACCUCUCCUCGCUUAAAGCUACAGUUAGUAACUUUUAUAAAACUGUGACCCGGAUGUCAUGUGUAAGACACUAGAGCCAAAACAAAGCACCUCCCAGCUAAACAGCUAAACGGUGCACUAAAAUGUGUUUUUUGAAAACAUUUGAGGCAAGAAAAAGCCAAUGCCGUAGCAAAAAUCUAAAUUCAUAUUUGAUCAGUGACAAUUUGAUCGGAGUUCAUGAGCUUCAGAGCAGUGAUUGACAGCUGCGUUCGAGACUUCUCAGCUCUGAUUCGUUGUUUUCCUUAAGACGCCGUGGAAUCUUGCAAAUUAGGAGCACUAAAAGGAGGCAGAGAAACCUGAUUUUUCACAGCCUUGUCGGGAUACUACUGUCAGGAUAUAGUGACAAUUUAUAUAGUGACAAUUUGAGCAAACAUGAACAAAAACUUAUUUUUAUCAAGGUUACCAACUGUAGCUUUUGUGCUGAUUUUUAUCUUUUCAUUGUUUGGAUGUCAAUCUGCAUAAUGUUUUUCAGUAUUCAGGUGAUAAAAGUGUUUUUUGGUAGUUUUCUUCCAUUUUGUUACAACUCUACAACAUAGUAGUAUCACUCCCAUUAAUAAGUACAGAUGUAUGCUUUGUCCUCAGUCGGCACCAUUGAAUAACAAAAGCAUUGUGUGAAGCACACCAUGCGAAGAGGGGUGAGUUUGGUACUUACUUUGGUAUCUGCAUCGCAGAAAGCCUGAUGGCCAACAUCUGUCUAAACAGAUUUAGAUGAAAUACAAUAUAAUCAUCUGCUCCAAGAUUAAUAGACUCCUUUCUUUAAAAAGCUUUAUCUAACCAGGCAGCUCAGUCGAGAGCAUGUUCUUGUUUACAGUGACAGCCCUCAUGCCCCUGGGUCCGUAACAACUGGCUGAGUGAAUCACAGCUUUGUCCAGAUACUUUAGGGUGAAAUGGGUUCGCUCCAAAGCGAAUGAGCUGUUCUGUCAAACAGUGAGUCUCAGCUUUCCAUUUUGCAAAUGGUGCUCUGCUCAGGGCAUGUGUACUGUAUGUGUGUGUGUGUGUGUGUGUGUGUGUGUGUGUCUGUAUGUUUUAUGUUUUUCAAAUGUGCUGUGUUAUUGUGAAGUUUAGCAGAUGUCAUCAACCAGUUAAAUUUGGGGGUAAUUAAGACAGCAAAAAUACAUCAAUGAAUAAAUAAAUAAAUCAUAUCCAAUAGUAAAGAAAAUGAAUAUAAAGUAUAAAAAUGCUGCUAGCUAGUAUCAUCAUCUUGAACCCUAACAGUUGGUCAGAAUAUAACACCCACAAAUAAUAAGACUGUUAUAAUAUAGAUGCUGCUUCUUAUUCCGCAAAUAUAUUCUCUCAUCUCAUCUGAUUAUAGAGAGCUCAUUUUGAACUUUGGUUAAAAAAACAAACAGUUGGCUAUAUGAGGAAAAGAUGGGAAGGGAAGGGGAUUUAUCUAUUCUGGGCUAUGUGCUAAUGAACAGGGUUUUCUAGCGUAUUAAUAAGAAAUGAAUAACAUAAAUAAUCAUAUUUAUGCAUUCUAUAACACGACAGCAAAAAAUUCCAUUCAGUACCGACAGAUUCAGCGACUGUAUUUCCAUUUUCAUACCUACAAGAACCGACUCGAACUCGUCCUCUGCUCUUGCGGAACUGUUUAUCUGCCGCCAUGUCUACACGGAUAACAAUAACAAACGGCCCGUACUGCGCUUCCGUUGCCCAUGACACCGGAGCGAAGUUCUGACAGCUGAUUCUCCAAUCAGUUUAUAUCCACUCCGAGCCCCCGAAAUAAUCACAUUUGAAGUUAUUUACAGUCGGACGUGCCUCCUAUAACCUCCGGCUGGGGUUGCAGACAGCGCCUUGAACAGAGGAGGGCGGCUGAUUAUGGUGUAGCACGGAGCGCUAGCUCUGAGAAAGCAGGCUUAUUGAGCAGCGUAGCGCUCCAGGCGUGGGGUAGACCGAGGCAGAUCACAGCAGCCAUGCUUACGUUGGCCAGUAAGCUGAAGAGGGACGACGGGGGAAAGACGAGCCGUGCCUCGGGAGCCUCCGACUCCGCCCACAGGGUCUCCAUCAGGGACCGCCUCCUUACCAAAGAAGUUGCAGAACUUGAAGCCAAUCUCCCUAGUACAUGCAAAGCCAGUUUCCCAGAUGAGGACAAGCUGCAUCAUUUUCAGCUGGCAGUGUCUCCCGAUGAGGGUUACUACCAAAGUGGAAGGUUUCAGUUUGAAAUAGACGUCCCCGAAGCCUAUAACAUGGUGCCUCCUAAAGUGAGAUGUCUGACCAGAAUAUGGCAUCCUAACAUCACAGAGACUGGAGAGAUCUGCUUGAGCUUAUUGCGGGAACACUCUAUUGAUGGCACAGGCUGGGCCCCCACUAGAACUUUACAGGACAUUGUCUGGGGAUUGAACUCCUUGUUUACUGACCUGUUGAACUUCGAUGACCCUUUGAACAUCGAUGCGGCGGAACAUCAUCUGAAAGACAAGGAGGACUUUCGGAGUAAGGUUCAAGAUUACAUCAAGCGCUACGCCAGAUGAUAGAAGCAUGGGCUUCCUGAGUCAGCCUGCACCAACCAACCAAACUGCUAAUCUUGGCCAACUACCCCCCCCCCCCCCCCCCACACACACACACACACACACACACACACACACACACACGUCAAUCAACAGCUGACUCUUUGACUCUCCCCUUGCUGCCCUGCUGUUCACAAGAUUGCAAUAAACUCCACAUUGCAAGAACAUAAUAAGAAACAGAAAAAUAACAAAAUACAAAAACGAUGUGUUUGAGUAAAGACUUGCAUACAAAAGAAAAUUACGCUUUAAUCAUCCUAAUAGAUUGAGUGUCCCGCUCAAUGUCCGGUCAUUGUGGCGAAAUCACUGAAUGAAGCCGCUUCCCCCGAGGAGUCCCUGAGCCAGAGACGAGCCACGGUAACGACUGGCAAGGGAUGUGGGGAUGAACCGUUGCUCAAAAAAAAAAUAAAGUUGCGUUCAGCUAUUUGAAGAAAAGAAAAUUGACCAAUUUAAGAGAAAGAAUAUCUGUUGCUAUCAGUUCACUGUUUCAGUGCCUGCUAUGUUUGUGUCACUAAAGAGAAAAAUGCAUGAGUUCACAUAAACACACACAGCAUCACAUCCUGCAGUAAAAGGUAAACAUACGUGUACACAGGCCUCCGGCUCCACUACACAGCAUGUGAAUGGCCGCGUUGUCAGGUCUGUCAUUCUCCUUGCAUGUGCAUACCCACGCACACCACUCACAUACACACUCUGUUUUGUGUUCAGCUCCAGUGGGAUAAAGUCCAACUACUAAAACCACAGCCAAAUGUAUUGUACUGUGUUCAGCUUCACCUCUCCUCACUGCCCUUUUGUUGUUUUUCCUCCCUCAGUCCCUCUUGUGUCACUCACACACACACACACAACCACAUGUACCUCUCUCCGUUGAGGAUGGAGAGGUUCAUUCAUACUACAGUGCAAUCAGAAAGUACUAUGACAAUGGCACUAAUUUUGGUGUGUGGUCGCUCUGUACUUCAAUGGGUUUAAUGUGAAACAAUGACUAUGAGUUUAAAGUACUGAUUCAGGUUUUUAAAAUCCCAAGUCCCAAAACUUUACUGUUUUGGUUUAUUCUCACCUUUCACAGCAAACAGACACAGUUAGCAACUAGCAUUUAGCAGCUAAAGAACAAGAUAUCAUUGAUCUGUAUAUUUACGAUCAUGGUCCUAAAAUUAGGACUUGAAUUCUUGAAGAAAACAUUUUAUUUCUCCUGAUAUACAAAUGGUCAUUUUGUGGGUGAAGUAUUCCUUUAAAGCUGAAAGCCGGCACUUUUACCUCACAGUUAUUGUUUCAUGUCAUUGUCAUCGUGCUGCAAUAUGGAAUAAAAGACAACUUACUAUCCCAAGACUGUUAGGACUGCAUUGUACACACCUUUUCACUCUGGUUGCUGUGGGAAUUUCCCAAGCUAACGUGUAGAGUGUGUUCAUCUGGAGGGACAGAACUGCGUUCUCCCUUUCUCUUUGUGUGUGUGUGUAUCAACUGUAUGUUUUAACUGUCAUUGGAUGUGAACCUCUAGAUAAUUGCAGAGGUUCAUACAGUAAAAACAGUAGGAUAGCAAGCAGGCCAGUGAGGUAACACGCCAGCGAGUGAGCUUACUAGCUCACUCGCUCAGAGUCUUUCACUCGCUCAGAGUCUUUCACUCGGCGCGAAGGACUCUGACUUUUCCUCAGUUAUGCGUCGUUCUUGACGUCCAUACAAAGUGUACGUACAUUGGAGGUGUUGCACUCCGGACAGGUUCGGAUGACUGAAGGUAAACAAGUCGCUCACUCGGUAGCCAGUUGGCAUGCUUGCUUGCUACAAUGCUUGCUAGCUCACUUGUUAGCUUGCUGGUGAACUUGAGUAGGUGCUGCUAUUCCACUGCCAUUGUGGCCACAAACUGCGUGUUCAUUUUGUAUGUGUGGUAGAUAGAGAAAGCAAGAGAGGCUGUCACUGAGUUAGCCAGUGAGGGUGUGUUCUACGUAUGCUAGGGUGUGUUCUAUGUAUACUAGGGUGUGUGUGAGUUUUACUUGGUCCUAGCUAGCAUUGUGCCUCCAGUUUGAGUCGUAUAUCUGAACAUCUACACUGUUCUCACUCCAUUCAGCUUCGUGUUCACACGUCUGCAUGAGGCAAAGUCUAUGUGAUCUGACCAGUGGUGCAUUUACUAAGGAUGUCAGAAAUCUAGUUGUUGAAGAUUUUAUGUCAACGGUGUGUGUGUGUGUGUGUGUGUGUGUGUGCAAUGACUGAUAUCAUGUGCUUGUUGAGCGUGUGUGUGUGUGUGUGUGUGUUUGUGAGCGCUUGGUGUGUGGACAGUUAAAGUAUGAUGUGUUGAAAUGAUGUGACUUGUUAGCAUGCUCUGGUUCCCUCUUGCUGCUGCUCCUGUUAUUCUGGCCCAGGGUUCAGCAGCUCAAAUUGUUAGUGUUUUCUAGGUGAAAGUAAACCGAAUAACAGGGAACACUGACUCUGCUGAAAUAAAGGACCUCACAAUAUGACAAAAUAACCUGGUCCGUUGAAAGCAAAUGUGAAUGUGGGCGUUGUGUGGUAUUUUCCAGCAUGGUGUUGGACCACUCAAACCUGGAAGGCUAAUGUAACUGCCUAUCACCAUGGCAGUUCAUUGUCGUGGUAGCAGUUGCCUCCAGGAUACGGUAGCUCUGUACUCUGUACUUAAUGUUAGCCUUACUAAUACUCUGACUUGUCAUAUGUCCUUUACUUUGGCAGUUAGCAGUGUUCAUUUCUCCCAGGAUGCUAUUGCGACCAUAUCUCUGCUUGGGCUAAUGCCAUGUUUGGGCCAGAGGAGAAGAUUAACAAUUUGUUCUUCUUCAUAUCCUCAACCGUUUCUUUCUCAGAUUGUAUAUCCAUUUUUUUAAGAUAUAUUAAAAGAGAAUAUAAAUACAACAAAU
Anarrhichthys ocellatus (wolf-eel) is the source of this 9817-nucleotide messenger RNA. It is a transcript of the gene ube2f, whose product is annotated as ubiquitin-conjugating enzyme E2F (putative). NCBI's taxonomy places the organism in Eukaryota, Metazoa, Chordata, Actinopteri, Perciformes, Anarhichadidae. The transcript has 10 exons. The record is from RefSeq and is a predicted model, not a curated record. Bases 6381 to 6935 code for a protein of 184 amino acids.